ACAAGAAAUUUGGGAGACUUGAGUUCCUAUUUGAAGAAGAAAGCUGCUAGUUAAUUACUGCUGUUAAUGGUUGAUCUAUAGUAAAGAAACCCGCUUGAGGCUGUAUCUCUCCAGUUUGUGUUUUUGAAGGAACUUUACAAGAGCAUCUUUAGAAUAAGAAAAUGUGUGGUGGUGCACCAAAAGCUACGAAUGGCAGGGAGGGACGAGUAGAAAGAGCAAGAAAUAACAGCGAUGUACUACUCGGAAAUACUCUCUCUCAUACCAAACUGGAUAAAAGGAUUAGAAAACCUUUGGGAGACCAAAAUGUCAGCCGUGUGAGCAGAGACACUAAACUGCUGCAAGACAGCUGGUCCUGCUCAGAGUUUGAUUUGAAUGAAAUCCGCCUGAUAGUUUACCAAGACUGUGAGAGAAGAGGCAGACAGGUCUUGUUUGAUUCCAAAGCAGUCCGUAAAAUUGAUGAAGCUGUGAUUCAGAAAAUGACAGAGGAUGCCUCUGCAAAGGCUUCUGCCAAGAACUGCCAAGCAAGCAAUGGGAACAAUAAUGCUUCUUCACGUAGUCCCUCAAUAGGUUGUAUGCAAAAUAUCAAAGAGCAAAUACCCAAGUAUCAGUAUACCAGACCGGCCUCUGAUGUCAACAUGCUGGGAGAAAUGAUGUUUGGCUCGGUGGCAAUGAGCUACAAAGGCUCCACCUUGAAAAUUCACUACAUACGCUCUCCCCCACAACUGAUGAUAAGUAAAGUCUUCUCAGCCAGGGUAGGAAGCUUCAGUGGAAGCAACAAUAACUUACAAGAUAGCUUUGAAUACAUCAACCAAGAUCCCAGCCUGGGAAAGCUGAGCUCUAAUCAGAAUGGUUUGGGAACCUGUCGCAGUGGAAGUAAUUUAGGUGUGUUACAGCUGUGCAGCAGCAAGCUGCUGCAGGGUGUGUCUGAAGGAGGCCCCCUCCGGCUCAUCCGCAGUGCUUCUUUCUUUGCAGCACACAGCACACCUGUUGAUAUGCCAAGCAGAGGACAAAAUGAGGACAGAGACAGCGGCAUUGCUCGGUCAGCAUCUCUGAGCAGUCUUCUGGUCACUCCUUUUCCAUCUCCAAGCUCUUCAUCAUCAUCUUCUAGCAGCUAUCAGCGCCGCUGGCUUCGAAGUCAGACAACCAGUUUAGAGAACGGGAUUAUCCCAAGGUGGUCCACUGAAGAAAUGUUUAGUAUGGCUGAUGAAAGCUGCAGCUCCAAUCCUGCAAUGGUUCGGAGGAAAAAAAUUGCAGUCAGCAUAAUCUUCUCGCUGCCUGAAAAAGAAGAAGCACAGAGACACUUCCAGGAUUUCUUUUUCUCUCACUUUCCUCUUUUUGAAUCUCACAUGAACAAACUGAAGUAUGCAAUAGAAAAGGCCAUGAUCUGCUGUAGAAAAAUAGCGGAAUCCAGCCACAGAGUGCAGGUUUAUAUCAGCCGUGUCAUGGAUGCCCUGGGAGAAUUUAGAAUCACCAUCUGGAACCUGUAUUCUGUUCCAAGGAUUGCAGAGCCUGUGUGGCUUAAUAUGAUGUCCAACACCUUGGAAAAGAACCAGCUAUGCCAGCGUUUUCUUAAAGAAUUUACAUUUUUGAUAGAACAGAUCAACAAAAACCAGUUCUUUGCUGCUUUGUUAACUGCGGUGCUGACCUAUCAUCUGGCUUGGGUGCCAACCGUGAUGCCAGUUGACCAUCCUCCUAUCAAGGCCUUCUCUGAGAAACGCACAUCACAGUCUGUGAACAUGCUGGCAAAAUCCCACCCGUACAACCCUCUCUGGGCACAACUUGGUGAUCUUUAUGGUGCCAUAGGCUCUCCAGUUAGGUUGACGCGGACUGUUAUUGUGGGAAAGCGCAAGGAGUUGGUGCAGCGGCUGCUCUAUGUUCUAACUUACUUCAUUCGGUGCUCUGAGCUGCAGGAAAACCAGCUGACGUGGAGCGAGAAGGUUGGGGAGGGAGAGCAAGUGCUAAACGGAAGCACAAUCACCACCGUGCUGGAAAAGGGAGAGGUGGAAGAAUCUGACUAUGUCGUUGUCACUGUUAAAAAUGAACCUGCUCUGGUGCCUCCAAUCCUACCUCCAAAGAACGAUGGAAGUAAGAGCAGUUCAGGUGCUGAGUGGGUGCGAGCCUCGGAAGGUGCUCACGCUGCACCAGCUGCCUCCAAGGAGAAGACUGAUGCAGCGGGAAAGGUCAGUCAGAGCUCUGAAGCAUCUGCAGACUCUCUGACCAGCCUUUUCCACAAAGGAGCAGCUGAUGGCAAGAGAAGGACUGUUGCUGAGACGGACAUCCUAUCCUACCACUUUGAGGAACCAUCAAAGUUGGAGGAUUUGGAUCUAAAGAAGAAUCAUAUGGAAAGCAAAGUGGAAAAGCAGCUGCCUAGUAGGUCAUCUGCCUUACCUUGUCCUGAAAGGCCUGACCACAGGAGUUCACACUUGGAAAAGGUCACCUUUCAGAUCGGAAGCUCUGCAUCACCGGAGUCAGACUUGGAAGCUCAUAGAAGAGAAAUGGAAAAGAAUCUGACGGCAUUCAGAAAAAAUCCGGAGGAGAUGUGCUGUGCCUCAAGUCCCCCCAGUCCGGCUGUGGGUAUUUUACAGAAUCAACAAGAAAGUGGGGAAGCUGCUUUCAUUGCCUGCACUAAACAUAGUGUUUGUUAUGCACAGGCUCCACCUUCUGAGGGAAAGAGUGAACUUAAUGACCAACAUGUAGAAAGUAAAGAAAUGGAAACUGAUUUAGCAAACCCAUCUAGUGAACCGCUUUCGGGCGCAGAUAAUGUCGUGACUAUAGAAAUACCAAAUGUGAAAGAAUCUAGAACUUUAAGCUCUGACAAUCCAGAGAGCUGUUCACCUGAUGGUGCACAAGUAGCUGCUUCUGUCAGACAGGAUUCUCCUCACGUAGGUGCUAAAGAUGUCCCCUAUGGGGAUACUGGUAGGAAAAUUCCGUUCAGAGUGGAAGGGGACAUUCCAAGGAAUGAGAGCUCUGACAGUGCUCUGGGAGCCAGUGAUGAAGAAGGGGAUUGUUGUAUCUCUGAACUUCAUCAGGACAACAUCGGCAAAAGACUAGAAGAGUUUGCAGAAGUGGAGCUUCCUUUACCAAGGUCAAACAUGAUCAGCAGUCAGUGCAUGAAAAAUUUUGGAAGAUCCCUGCUGGGUGGUUACUGUCACACCUAUAUGCCCGAUCUGGUGCUGCAUGGAAUAAAUAACGAUGAAAAGCUCAAGCAAUGCCUGCUAGCAGACCUGCUUCAUUCGAUGCACCAUCCAGUGCUAGAUGAGCCCAUCGCUGAAGCUGUCUGCAUUAUUGCAGACACGGAUAAAUGGAACGUGCAGGUGGCUACGAGCCAGAGGAAGGUCAUGGACAACAUGAAGCUGGGCAAGGAUGUCUUGGUGUCUAGUCAAGUAUCCAGCUUAUUGCAAUCUAUUUUGCAGCUUUACAAACUCAACCUCCCAGCAGACUUUUGCAUAAUGCAUCUUGAGGAUAGACUGCAAGAGAUGUAUCUCAAAAGCAAAAUGCUUUCAGAAUAUCUGCGAGGACAUACAAGAGUGCAUGUAAAAGAACUAGGAAUUGUAUUGGGGAUUGAAUCCAAUGACUUGCCUUUGUUGGCUGCGAUAGCAAGUACUCAUUCCCCGUACGUUGCUCAAAUACUCUUAUAAAUCACAAUCUCAGGAUAGUCGUUCCCUUAAAGUAAAGAAUAUGGGAAUCUUGAACGAAGAACAGAGGUGCCAAACACUGGUCAAGGGGAACAGUGAGGAGAGCGGGYGACGGCUGCGCCUUCUGCCACCUCCAGCUUCGGAUGCCAGCGGGGUGUCAGUUUACAUAAUGUAAAAAGCAUUCAGGUUUUUCUAACAAGCUCACUUCUGACCUUCACCAAGAAGGUGACUGCAUCCUUGCAUUUUAUUGUUGUUGUURUUAUUAUUAUUACUACUGUUUAAAGGAUGAAAGUUAACACUAUGGCAGCCCGCAAGCUGCCCUCGGAAACGCUGCUCAAACGGUGAAGUAACAGUUACAAGAACAAAGGGGGCAGGCA
This is a messenger RNA of Nothoprocta perdicaria, 4012 nucleotides long. RefSeq names its product folliculin interacting protein 2 (gene FNIP2). The transcript is spliced from 18 exons. Gene Ontology annotation, cellular component: cytoplasm. Bases 162 to 3638 code for a protein of 1158 amino acids. Gene Ontology annotation, molecular function: ATPase inhibitor activity; protein-folding chaperone binding. The record is from RefSeq and is a predicted model, not a curated record. NCBI's taxonomy places the organism in Eukaryota, Metazoa, Chordata, Aves, Tinamiformes, Tinamidae.